Amaranthus tricolor (Joseph's coat) is the source of this 1468-nucleotide messenger RNA. RefSeq names its product auxin-responsive protein IAA31-like. NCBI's taxonomy places the organism in Eukaryota, Viridiplantae, Streptophyta, Magnoliopsida, Caryophyllales, Amaranthaceae. Bases 93 to 635 code for a protein of 180 amino acids. The record is from RefSeq and is a predicted model, not a curated record. The transcript has 4 exons. Gene Ontology annotation, biological process: regulation of DNA-templated transcription. Gene Ontology annotation, cellular component: nucleus. Gene Ontology annotation, molecular function: protein binding.
AUAAGAACAAACCCUUCCUCACAAGUUAUCUUCUUUCUCACCCUUAUUAAUUCUUCACUUUUUAGUUGUAUAUCUAAACAAUAACAGAUCAAAUGGGAAGAAGAUAUGGAGAUGAUGAAGAUGAACAUGAUCAUAAUUCAUCAAUAUCAUCUUCUUCUUCAACGGAGAGUAAUACUAAUAAUUAUUAUUAUUCUAAUUUUGAUCACUCUAAUAAUCUUUAUAGAAAGACUACAGAUUUCAGCACUCAUCUUAGCCUUGGUCUUACACUUUCCUCUUCAAGGGAACAAUAUAGCGACUGGCCACCAGUAAAGGCGUUGUUGAGGAGCACGCUUGGAAAAUCAAAUAGGCGACAAAAUACUUUAUUUGUCAAAGUAUAUAUGGAAGGCAUUCCAAUUGGUAGAAAACUUGAUUUGCUUGCUCAUCAUGAUUAUCUUAGCUUGAUUACUACUCUCGUUCAAAUGUUUAGGACCAACAUCCUUUCACCCAUCAGUAGUGGCCAGAAUUUACCGGAUAAGUGUCACAUUCUUACUUACGAGGACAAGGAAGGAGAUUGGAUGAUGGUUGGGGACGUUCCUUGGGAAAUGUUUUUAACAACGGUAAAAAGGUUGAAGAUAACUGCGUUUGAGAAAUGUUAACAGCCUAAUACCGAGUAUUGCCGUAUUGAGAUCAAGCAUGGAAAUUGGGCCAAAUUUGCUAUCAACAAUUUUGACUAACGUUUAAUGCAAAAAGUCCGUCACAAUAUUUUCAGACAUUGCUGAUGGUUUACAUUCUUUACCUAACUUCAUACUUCUACUUGCUAUAAUCAUUAUAGAAUGUGAAAAUAAUGGAGUACUUUUAUCUUAUUAUAUCUACAAUUGUAUAGGAGUAUUUUUGUACGUUUAGUCUAUGAGAAUAUCCGCUUAGCCUAUGGGUUGAGUAGUGUUUUUCAUUUCAACGUUGUGGUGGGGCCAACGUAUAUAUCAAAUUGGAAUGGAAAUCUAUUACAUAUGACACAACUCUUUAAGGAAAAUGCUAUAAGACAAUCUAACUUGCUCAAGUGCUUUCGUUGUAACACCCUUGAAUUUUCAACUCUUUAAACGAAAUAAAAAUUGUGAAGAACGAGAGGAAAUUCGGGUGUUAUAUAAAAAGGAAAAAAAUUUAAAUAAACGUUAAAGAUUAAUUUUAAAAGGAAAGGUGAGUAGAAAUUUCGGCAGCACCUCCACUAAAAUUGAGGGUGUGAUCCGAGGUAAGUAAAUAAGAUAACGCAACUAAGACAAUCCAAGGUCUCAGUGCCUUCCAAAAUAUGUCGCGACGGAAUGAAUCAUCGUCGACUCCUCAAGUCAUCAACUCCAACACGGAUCGUGGUUCCAGUGUUAACGCAUCAGCUUUAACAGAUACAAAAGAACUAUUUUUUACGACCAUACAUCUAGAAACUACGCAGCGGAACUAUAAUUUUACAAGGAAUCACGUGGCUUCAAAAAAAAGGGAU